AUGCAGUUUUUCAAGAUACUUGACGCUUCCAGCCAUAAAAACGAACGAUUGGAGCUUCCAAAAGAAUUUAUCGUCAAGUACGGGAAGGAACUGUCGUACCAUGCAAUUAUUAAGGUUCCCAAUGGUAUCUGGCAUAUAGGAUUAAGGAAUGCUGAAGGUGCAAUGUUGUUCGAGAACGGUUGGCCACAAUUUAUGGAGUUUUACUCCAUUUGUGUUGGACAUGUAUUACUUUUCAGAUAUGAUGGGGAUUCUAAAUUUCAAGUUCAUGCAUUUGGCAUUGAUGCUACCGAGAUAGAAUAUCCAUCUCAUAAUCCCAUACAUUCUGGCGGUACUCACAGCAAUAGUGAACCUUCCAUGUCAAGCGAUUCCCCUCUUAAUUCUGGGAGUACUCAAAGCAAUUAUGAAGCUUCCAUGUCAAGUGAAUCCUCUUACGAUCAGAAUGCCGAACCUGGGAGACAAGAAUUUUCCCAAAAAAGAGCAAAACAAAGGACGGUUAUACCUACAAGAAUUCAUACCAAGGCAUUCAAGGCAAUACUUGAAGCAGCUGAAGCAUUUAAGUCUGAGAAUCCAUCCUUCAAGCUCAUUCUGCAAGCCUCACACUUUAAAGGAACCGUGAAGGUGCCAAUUGCUUUUACAAGCUUAUUUUUGAGAAACGUAACACGGAUGGUGAUCACCCUUGGCAUUUCAGAUGGGAGAACCUGGGAAGUCGGAUAUGUUUCUCGAACAUAUAAUGAAAAAACAGAAAGUACGCUGUCUAAGGGCUGGUGUAAAUUCCUUGCAGAUAAUCAUUUGAUGGAAGGCGAUGUUUGUGUCUUUGAACUAGUCGAUAGGGAAAAAAUCAAGAUGAAUGUUCAAUUUUUCAAACAACAAAAAGCAUUUGCCAGGAAGAUUAAUCCUAAAAUAAGAUAUUAUGCUGCGGAAUUCAAGGCAACGCGUGAAGCAGUCAAAAAGUUUACGUCUGACAAUCCUUUCUACAAGAGGGUACAUUUGGCUUUUGCAACCUCACAUUUCACAAACAUAACACGGAUGGUGAUUACUCUAAGGGUUUCUGAUGGGAGAACCUGGGAAGUUCGAUAUGUUUCCCGAUCACCAAAGCAAAAAGUGCUAUCUCAAGGCUGGCAUAAAUUUGUUGCAGAUAAUGAUUUGAAAGAAGGCAAUGUUUGUGUCUUUGAACUAGUUGAUAGGAAAAAUGUCAAAAUGCUUGUUCACAUUUUCAGACAACAAAAACCAUCUGCCAGGGAGCUUACUCCUAAAUCAAGUAAAUAUACUGCACAAUUUCAUGCAACGCUUGACGCAGCCGAAACAUUUACGUCUAAGAAUCCUUUCUUCAAGGUCGUUAUGCAAGCUGCACAUAUGAAAAAAGGAAUGCUGAGGGUACCUGCGGCUUUUGGAACCCAACAUUUGACAGACAUAACACGGAUGGUGAUCACUCUUAAGGUUGCAGAUGACAAAACCUGGGAAGUCAAUUAUGUUUCUGGAACACCAACUGAAAGAAGGAUAUCUCUGGGCUGGCGUGAAUUUGUUGCGGAUAAUGAUCUGAAGGAAGGGGAUGUUUGCAUCUUUGAACUAGUUGAUUUUGGGAAGAAAUUGAAGAUGAAUGUUCACAUUUUCCGACUAGUACAAGAUAUGGCAUAG
This is a messenger RNA of Papaver somniferum (opium poppy), 1635 nucleotides long. RefSeq names its product B3 domain-containing transcription factor VRN1-like. Lineage: Eukaryota; Viridiplantae; Streptophyta; Magnoliopsida; Ranunculales; Papaveraceae. Gene Ontology annotation, molecular function: DNA binding. The record is from RefSeq and is a predicted model, not a curated record. Bases 1 to 1635 code for a protein of 544 amino acids. The transcript is spliced from 6 exons.